CACUGCCAUAUAAUCCACUUAAAAUCUGAUAAUCUGUGGAAGAGGCCUAAGUGAGGCCUAACUGUGUCUGUCCCCUGGGCUGAGUGGCUUGCUAGGAGACCAAGUGGGUGGAGCUUAGCCUUCAAACUGGCAGCAAUUGGAUAAAAACUAUUAUUCCUCUCCCUGUAAUUAGGACUUUAUUUUUCUUUUCUUUUUGUUGUAUCAACCUAGAGCCAUGAAUGAUGGGUUAUGUUGUCAAAUUUCGAGGUUGGGGGGCCUGUAGUUUUGUUGUUUUCUCCGCUGCCCUGAUGCCAUCACUCUUUUAUAUAGAUAGAUAGAUAUUGUAAGGAAAGUACUGAAUUAACUUUCUGCAUAAUUUCAAAAGGGAAUAUGAUGUAGGUCAUUAAAAGGUUGCAAAGCAGUAAGUCUGGAAGAUCUUUAAGGGAAGGGCAAUUACAUGGGAUUUCAUAGUUUCGAUGUCCUUAUGAAAAACUCCCCUUCCUCUGCCCAUCUGCUGCAGUUUUAAUGCACUUUAAUUCAUCUUUUUAUUUUUGCAUUGCUGCCUCAGUUUCCCCACCUAUGGAGAUGAUAGAACUGUGCCUGGUGGUUGACUGAUAUCAUUAACUACAUCCCUAAUAUUUAUCCAAAAAUAAGAAGGGAAAUGAGACAUAUUAGAAGCGUGUAAACUGUACCUCUGUCCACUACUGCCACCUGGUAUCCAGGAGCUAUUUUGAAGAAUCCUCACAAAAGUUCUCUAGACAUAAUCUCAGAGAUAAUUCAGAUCAUGAUAUAUAUAUUCAGAUAUGCCCCAUUACCAUAUAAUUGGGUAGAUAUGCUCUGUUACUAUGACACUAACAGAGUUUUCUUUUGUCUUAGCUAUAUACCACUUUCCCUUCGAUCAUGAAGUAUCUCCCAGGGCUUCACCAAUGGACACUAGCCAACAUGAAAAUGGCACUUUCAUUUGCAAAAGAAGAGAUACAAAAGCACAAGGAAAACCAGGACCUGCAUGAUCCUCAGGAUUUUAUUGAUUACUAUCUACUUCAAAUGGAGAAAAGUAAGGGAGACCCCAACUCUACCUUCAGUGAAGACAACCUGGCCCAAUGUAUUAUCGAACUCUUCAUUGCUGGGACAGAGACCACCUCCAGUUCUCUGCAAUGGGCACUUCUCCUGAUGGUCGCUCAUCCCGAUAUCCAAGAAAGAGUCUACAAAGAGAUGGAAGAUGUGUUGGGUUCCUCUCACUCCGUCAGCUAUCAAGAUCGGAAGAAAAUGCCGUACACCAAUGCUGUGAUUCAUGAGGCUCAGCGGGUCAAAUAUAUCUUACCUGUUGGGAUCCCCAGACGGUGUGCAAAGGAGUUGCACAUUCUUGGUUAUCACAUCCCAAAGAAAACCAUUGUUGUGACAGAUCUGAAUUCUGUUCUUUGUGAUCCCAAGCAAUGGGAGACGCCAAAUGAAUUCAACCCAAACCAUUUUUUGGACAAGGAAGGGAAGUUCAUCACUAGAGAAGAAUUCUUGCCAUUUGGAGCAGGAGCUCGAGUUUGCAUGGGAGAACAGAUGGCGAGGAUGGAACUUUUCCUUUUCUUCACUCACUUGAUGAGAACAUUUAGAUUUCAACUUCCAGAAGGAGUGAAGGAACUCAAUCAAGAUCCCGUAGUUGGGCUAUCAAUGCAUCCCCACCCUUAUAAACUCUGUGCUAUUCCCCGCAGUAGUUUAUGAUAAAAUGAAUGAAACUUUGUUCACAGUGGCUUAUUUAUUACUCUACAUUUCUCCACUGUUCUUCUAUCAGUUCUCCAGUGUUCUGCCAUGGCCCGCUUGUUGUUUGGAUGCAGCAUGUUCUAGAUGUUUCCCAGUUUGCCAUACAUUCAAGCUGAUGUAUUAUGUAACUCUCGCAUAAAAGAGGGUAUCAAUGCACUCCCCUCAUUGUAUAAACAUGGGUGGUGGAAAACUUGGGAACGUUUCUAGGAUGGCUGGGGUGGAGGAAUUUGCAAAAUUGCUCCCAUACCCCUAGCAUAAGAUUUUCAGGCCACUUGCUAUCAAAAUGAAGGCUACUCUAAAUGAGUGGUGGCACCUUGUUAGCAUAAAGGAACCCUAUUACUAUAUGUAUCACUAUAUGUACCCUGUUUCCCCAAAAAUAAGACAUCCCCAGAAAAUAAGACCUAGUAGAGGUUUUGCUGAACUGCUAAAUAUAAGGCCUCCCCCGAAAGUAAGACCUAGUAAAGUUUUUGUUUGGAAGCAUGCAGGAUCGGUAAAUGUACAUACCAUAGAUGGUUGUACAUGGAAAUAAAGGUAGUAACAAGAAAUAAUAAUAAUAUAAUAAUAACUUUAUUCUUGUAUCCCAUCUCUCAGAAGGGACUCAGGGCACCUUGUACAGGGACAAGCCCAACAAUAACAUAAAUUGACAUACGAACAGAAAUUUAAAACAGUAAUUUAAAAACAGUAUAGCAAUAAAAUAUAAUAUAGACAUUCUUGAAAGGAUUCACAGUUUGGUUAUGCUAGUUUGUGAUGACAACUACUGUACAGUAGAUAAUAAAUUUUCAUUUUUAAAAAAUUCAACCAUAAAUGUGAAUUCUUCUUUGUUGAAAAAUAAUACAUCACCUGAAAAUAAGACCUAGUGCAUCUUUGGGAGCAAAAAUUAAUAUAAGACACUGUCUUAUUUUCGGGGAAACAGGGUAUUACUAUAUGUAUUUAAGGCCCCUGAUGGUGUAGCAGGUUAAACCGCUGAGCUGCUGAACUUGUUGAUUUAAAGGUCGGCAGUUUGAAUCCAGGGAGCGGAAUGAGUGUCCGCUGUUAGCCCCAGCUUCUGCCAACCCAGCAGUUCGAAAACAUGCCAAUGUGAGUAGAUCAAUAGGUACUGCUCCGGCAGGAAGGUAACGGCGCUCCAUGCAGUCAUGCCGGCCACAUGACCUUGGAGGUGUCUACGGACAACACCAGCUCUUCGGCUUAGAAAUGGAGAUGAGCACCAACCCCAGAGCCAGACAUGACUGGACUUAACGUCAGGGGAAACCUUUACCUUUUAUAUGUCUUUUUGGUCAUAAAGAUAAAACACUUCUUGGUUGUAUCCCUAGGUGGCAGUAAACACAAAGCUUUCUCCUAGGUUGCGCAUCCCUUUAAUUCCAAAUUUCGAAACCCUCUAAAAUUGCCCACAUGGGUGGCUUUCUGAUUGGUCAAUAUACACACACUUUGUUUCAUGUACAAAAUUAUUAAAACUUUUGUUUACAACUUAGCUUUGGCAUAUGUGUAUAAAUGUAAAUGAAAUAAAUUAAUUUUGUGUUUAGUCUUCAAGCUGUCAUCUCUAAGCUAUCUCAUUAUG
Messenger RNA from Anolis carolinensis (green anole), 3286 nucleotides. RefSeq names its product cytochrome P450 2J2. Gene Ontology annotation, biological process: xenobiotic metabolic process. Gene Ontology annotation, molecular function: heme binding; iron ion binding; oxidoreductase activity, acting on paired donors, with incorporation or reduction of molecular oxygen, reduced flavin or flavoprotein as one donor, and incorporation of one atom of oxygen. The coding region runs from base 880 to 1692 and encodes 270 amino acids. NCBI's taxonomy places the organism in Eukaryota, Metazoa, Chordata, Lepidosauria, Squamata, Anolidae. Gene Ontology annotation, cellular component: cytoplasm; intracellular membrane-bounded organelle. The transcript is spliced from 5 exons. The record is from RefSeq and is a predicted model, not a curated record.